AUGCUUCGUUUUGUCUUCGUGGCCUUCUUCGUGCGCUUUGCGCUACUUCUCGGAGUCUGCAACUCGGAGCGACCGAAUGUGGUGUGGAUCAUGGCGGAUGACCUGGGAUGGGGCGAAGUGGGGCUGUACCCGUCGAAUUCGUCUCAUGGCCGGAUCGCGACGCCACAUUUGGAUCAAUUCGGUCGGGAAGGAAUUAUAUUUCGACAGGCAUAUGCCGGAUACACCGUGUGCGCACCGAGCCGCACAGCAUUCUUUACUGGAAGACACAGCGGCAACUUCCUCAAGUGGGGUCUAAACGGGGAGGCGCUGCGUCCCAACCAAACACAGACAACACUUCCUCAGGUCUUAAGCCAGGCGGGCUACCAGACCGGGGCUUUCGGAAAGGUGGCGCCUUUGACUUCACCGCUGCAGCAGGGCUUCGACACUUUCCUCGGACAAGUCGACCAAGCGCUUUGCCACAAUAUGUACCCUGUGAAGAUCGAUUCGGGAAUGGAGCAGCUAAACUUUAAGCUGUCAGGGAACCUCGGAGCAAAGUCUCGUGAUCUUUGCAUGGGAAGUCCUGAGGCCUACAACUACACCAUCGACAUCUUUCAUGAUCACGGCAUGGCCUGGCUCGAAGCUGCAGCCUCGGAGGCUUCGAGAAGGCCUUUCUUCCUCUUCCUGAGCUACACAAUACCUCACGCAGGGGGUUGGUCGGACGCACCUAAGAGUUUGGAGUCGGGAAAUCCCGUGCCUUGUGAUCUGCAGUACGCAGAUGAGCAAUGGCCAGAUGUUGAGAAGGAUCAUGCUGCCGUCAUUACAUACCUCGACAACAAGGUAGGCGACCUUCUGGCACGGCUGAAAGCCUUAAACAUCGACAAGAACACCUUGGUCUUCUUUGCAUCUGACAACGGAGCACACUCGGAAGGAGGUCAUGACCAUCGGUUCUUUGAUUCCACGGGUGGUUUGCGAGGCUACAAAAGGAGCAUGUUCGAAGGCGGCGUGCGCUCCCCAACCAUGGUACGCUGGCCAGACAGCAUCCCUGCUGGUCGUGUAUCAGAUUUUGCAUGGGCCUUUUGGGACGUGUUGCCCACAAUCGCAGAGAUUGCCGGGGCGAGCGUUCCCCACAGCCUGGACGGCAUUAGCAUCGUGCCAGAGCUGAAGGGUUCGUUUCAGAAGGAGCAUGACUAUCUGUACUUCACGUGGAUUGGCGAGGGCGGCGAGGGCACUGGCAGCGGCACUCGUGUGAAGCAGGUGCAGUUCUGUGCCGUUGUGCCUGUGCCUCACUACAGGCCGAGCCUCUCAGACGAGAUGCACCUCUUCGACCUCUGCGCGGAUCCCUUUGAGAAGACAGACAUUGCGGCAGUGAAGCCAAGCACUGUUCUACAGCUAAAACAGCUGGCUGUUUCAAAGAACUUGUCUUGCAUGUGCUACCAAUGCGGAUUCCACAAGACCUCGGCCGAAAUUCUCGUGUGA
Symbiodinium sp. CCMP2592 is the source of this 1455-nucleotide messenger RNA. NCBI's taxonomy places the organism in Eukaryota, Dinophyceae, Suessiales, Symbiodiniaceae. The record is from the annotation of a GenBank genome assembly.